GUGAGGGAGCAGCUGUAUGACGUGCAGGAGGUUGCAACCACAUAUGGAGCUUUCGCGGUGCUUCGGCGUGAUGGGAGCGUGGUCACGUGGGGCUUGCCUGAGAUCGGCGGCGACUGCACUUCAUGCAAGCCGGAGCUGAAGAAUAUCCGUGCAAUCAGGGCGUCUCGGGGUGCCUUUGCAGCGAUUCGUGAGGAUGGUGCUGUGGUUACUUGGGGAGAUCCGUUUCGUGGCGCUGACAUAUCCAGGGUUCAGGCCCGCUUAACAGGAGUUCGUGAGGUGCGAGCAGCGGCGCGGUCCUUCGCUGCCUUGCGAGAGGAUGGGACCGUUGUGACUUGGGGUGAUGCGAAGCACGGAGGAAACAGCGCUGAUGUCCAGCACCGAUUAGAGCAGGUCUUGGACAUUACCGCCUCCGCCGGAGCCUUUGCUGCAAGACGACAUGAUGGGACCGUGGUCACGUGGGGUGAGGCGAAAUUCAGUGGAGACAGCAGUGCUGUUCAAGCGCGACUCUUGCAAGUUCGCAAGAUCUAUGCGACACCACACGCCUUCACAGCAAUCAAAGAAGACGGAACCGUGGUCACGUGGGGAGAACCAGAAUAUGGUGGUGAUUGCACUUCAGUACAGGACCAACUCAAAGACGUCUGUGAGGUUUGUGCCACGGCUGGUGCCUUUGCAGGCCUCCGUGCAGAUGGUACCGUCGUGACCUGGGGCAAUUCAUCAUAUGGUGGUGACAGCGCGGCAGUGCAGGAGCUUCUGGUGCAAGUCCAGACUCUCACUGCUUCAGCUCGGGCCAUCGCCGCUCGCCGCGCAGAUGGCCGCGUGGUGACCUGGGGUUGCGCAGAGAGUGGCGGCGACAGUCGUGAGGUUCAGGACGAGCUGCUUCAGGUGGAGGAGGUGUUUGCCAAUCA
This is a messenger RNA of Symbiodinium necroappetens, 905 nucleotides long. Lineage: Eukaryota; Dinophyceae; Suessiales; Symbiodiniaceae. The record is from the annotation of a GenBank genome assembly.